Ornithodoros turicata is the source of this 3850-nucleotide messenger RNA. RefSeq names its product isoleucine--tRNA ligase, cytoplasmic-like (gene IleRS). Gene Ontology annotation, molecular function: aminoacyl-tRNA deacylase activity; ATP binding; isoleucine-tRNA ligase activity. Gene Ontology annotation, biological process: isoleucyl-tRNA aminoacylation. The record is from RefSeq and is a predicted model, not a curated record. The transcript has 31 exons. NCBI's taxonomy places the organism in Eukaryota, Metazoa, Arthropoda, Arachnida, Ixodida, Argasidae. The coding region runs from base 154 to 3741 and encodes 1195 amino acids.
UCUCUCUCUCUCGUGCCCUUUCUUUCUGUAGUUCCCGCUGCAUGCCUACUUUUCUUACGUCAGCAGUGCAACCAAACCACGUUGAAUGAGUGUACCGGCUUAAACCUUCCGUUGGAUAACUGCAGACACAAUCUAAAGUCUCACCACACCAAAAUGGACCACGUUCCAGAAAACAUCAAUUUUCCUCAAGAGGAAGCGAGCACACUGAAAUUCUGGAAAGACGUGAACGCAUUCCAAACCAGUAUAAAGCUUUCCAAGGGACGACCAAGGUUCACAUUCUAUGAUGGACCACCAUUCGCAACGGGGUUGCCGCACUACGGUCACAUCCUUGCCGGGACCAUAAAAGACAUAGUGACGAGGUUUGCUCAUCAGUCCGGAUACUACGUGGAACGUAGGUUUGGUUGGGAUUGCCAUGGCCUGCCAGUAGAAUACGAAAUAGAUAAAACACUGAACAUAAAAGGCCCUGAAGACGUCAAGAAAAUGGGCAUUGCCGCGUACAACGCAGAGUGCCGGAAAAUAGUGAUGCGAUACUCUUCCGAGUGGGAGAAAGUGGUGACACGAAUGGGCCGCUGGAUCGACUUUGAGAACGAUUACAAGACCAUGUACCCUUCCUUCAUGGAGUCAGUGUGGUACAUCUUUAAGCAGCUCUACAACCAAGGUUUUGUUUACAAGGGAGUCAAGGUGAUGCCCUAUUCCACAACAUGCAGCACGCCGCUGUCCAACUUUGAGUCUGGCCAGAACUACAAAGAAGUCGUUGACCCAGCAGUCAUAGUCAGUUUCCCAUUGGACGAAGACCCGAACGUCUCUAUGAUUGCGUGGACCACGACACCGUGGACCCUUCCCAGCAACAUGGCCCUCUGUGUGAACCCAAAGAUGGUUUACGUCAAAGUGAAAGAUAACGAGACCGGGAAGGUGUACAUCAUGAUGGAGGCUCGUCUCGAAGCCCUCUUCAAGAAACCUGAAGAUUAUGCAGUUUUAGAAAGUUUCAAGGGAGAGACACUGCUGGGCAAGAAGUACGAUCCAAUCUUUCCGUAUUUUGCAAAGUACAAAACACAAGGAGCAUUUAAAGUUCUCUGCGACAACUAUGUCACAGACGACAGCGGCACAGGAGUUGUACAUCAAGCCCCAUACUUUGGAGAAGACGAUUACAGGGUUUGUCUAGCCAAUGGAGUCGUCACAAAGGACCAGGAGAUGGUGUGUCCCCUUGAUGCCAGUGGCAGGUUCAUCGAGCCGGUGUCUGACUUUGUGGGUCUUUACGUGAAGGACGCCGACAAAGAAAUUUUGAAGAAUCUCAAGAAGCGGGGUCGGCUGGUGAAUCAGAGUACGGCAAAGCACAGUUACCCGUUCUGUUGGCGGUCAGAAACACCCCUCAUCUACCGUGCGGUGCCCUCGUGGUUUGUGCGCGUUGAGCACAUGACGGAUCUUCUUCUCAAGACCAAUGCUGAGACUUACUGGGUGCCAGACUUUGUGAAGGAGAAGAGGUUUGGAAACUGGCUGAAGGAUGCUCACGACUGGGCCAUCUCGAGGAAUCGAUACUGGGGGACCCCAAUCCCCAUCUGGAUAAGCGAUGAUGGGGAAGAGAUAAUGUGCAUUGGGUCCAUCAAAGAGUUGGAAGACGCCUGCGGACAAAAAGUGACGGACUUGCACCGAGAGAGCAUAGACCACCUGGAGAUACCGUCAGUGCGAGGCAAGGGAACCCUCAAGCGGAUAUCAGAGGUGUUCGAUUGCUGGUUUGAGAGUGGCAGCAUGCCUUAUGCCCAGGUGCACUAUCCUUUUGAGCACAAGCAAGAGCUUGAAGAAUGCUUCCCCGCAGACUUUAUCGCCGAGGGUGUCGAUCAGACCAGGGGAUGGUUCUACACCUUGCUGGUGUUGUCAACUGCCCUGUUUGGCAAGCCACCUUUCAAGAAUCUCAUUGCCAACGGUUUAGUUCUGGCAAGCGAUGGCCAGAAGAUGAGCAAACGGAAGAAGAACUACCCGGACCCUAUGGAGGUCGUCAACAAGUAUGGUGCUGAUGCUUUGAGGUUGUACCUCAUCAAUUCUCCGGUCGUGAGAGCCGAGAACCUGAGGUUCCGCGAAGAAGGUGUGAGAGACGUUCUAAAAGACGUCUUCCUACCGUGGUACAAUGCCUAUAGGUUUCUCGUACAGAACAUUGUGCUCUUUGAAAAGGAGAAUAACGAAAAGUUUGAAUUCAAAGAAUCUACAACGCUGUCGUCAAACGUGAUGGACCGGUGGAUUCUGUCGUACACUCAGAGUUUGGUAGUGUUUGUCAAGAAAGAAAUGAAAGCGUAUCGUCUCUACACCGUGGUGCCGAGGCUAGUGAAGUUCGUCGAUCAUCUCACAAACUGGUACGUGAGGAUGAAUCGGAAGAGGCUGAAGGGGGAAGGCGGUAGAGCAGACUGCUUGGAAUCGUUGGAAACCCUGCUAAGUGUGCUCUACACUAUGAUACGCCUAAUGGCGCCGUUCACACCGUACCUGACAGAACUGAUGUACCAGAACUUGCGUCACCUCUUCCCAGAGACGUCAUCAAAAGAAGAAUAUAACAGUGUCCACUAUCUUCCCCUACCCGAGCCAAGGAGUGAGCUGAUCGAGGAAACCGUGGAACGUAGUGUCAGCUGCAUGCAGACGGUCAUCGAAUUGGGGCGCAUCGUCAGAGAUCGUCGCACGCUUCCGCUAAAGUACCCGCUCAGAGAGCUUAUAGUCAUCCACAAGGAGCAACUGUAUCUGGAUGACGUUGCUUCACUGAAGCAGUAUGUACUUGAGGAGCUGAAUAUCAAAGAUCUGACACUGACGACGGAGAAGGAGAAGUACGGCGUACUGAUGAAGGCCGAGCCAGACAUCAAGGCCCUGGGUCUCCGGCUAAGAGGAGAAUCUAAGAAAGUUGGCCAAGCAAUUAGGGAAUUAAAGGAUGUGGACAUCCAGAAGCACCUGAGCGGCGAGGCUCUCACAGUCUGCGGUCACCAGCUGGAACAGGGAGACAUCAGAGUCCAGUACAGCUUCUCUGGAGCGCAUGCGCAGAAACUGUCGGAGCAGUACGAAGCACACUCUGAAGGAGAUCUUCUGAUCUUGCUGGACGUAUCUCCCGACCAGACCAUGCUGAACGAAGGCCUCGCGAGAGAGGUCAUCAACCGAAUGCAGAAGUUGAGGAAAAAGGCUCACCUUGUUCCCACGGAUCCAGUGUCUGUGUAUACAGAAGUGACACCCACCAACCACUUCCUAGCUGAUAUUGUACAGUCGCAUUCGUCACUUAUCGAGGGAACUCUGAAAGUACCGGUGAAGAGGCUCCCGGUGUGUGAUUCCGACCAGGUUAUAAUCGAAGAGACCCAAGAGUUGAAAGGAGCGAGUCUCAAGAUCGUCAUCACAAAGAGGAAAGGCGACGUGAUAAGCGUAGACAAAGCCAACGGAGCAACUGUUCCAUCACCAAAGAAGGUCCAUAAAGAAACAACAAAGACACCAGUGGCAGCUUUGGGAGACACUCCCGUUUGCAGGUACGUAAAUGUAGAAUUGACCGGUGACAACAACGGAAACCCAACGCGAAGCGCGACCGUGCUUCUGGAGAACCCAAUUGGUCAGCAUAGAGUAGACUUGAAGAAGCUCCAUUAUUUGGUUCAAGUUGUGUUUGACCUCCCUGUCACAAAAGUGAGUCUCUACAAGUCUAAGGACAAAAGUGGAAAGUUGACUGCCCUGAAGGAGGACGAUGUUAUGAAAUUGCACGGUACAACCUUGUAUGUUAACAUUGGUUAGGUUCCUGUUCAUCUGUUGUCUCUUGUUAUUUAUAAAAGUGUAGCUGGAUCUCCCUUUGGCUGUCUAUAUGCUUGUGUAUCACAAUAAAAUAAUUUAUGGCACUCUGCAA